GAGGAGUCUGGUGAAAGCUGAGUGGGAGCCAGGACAGGGCAUCGUAGAGCUGCAGUCCCCUGCGGGGAAGUUCUGGCACACCAUGGGGUUCACAGAGCAUGGCAAACAGUGCCUGCUGCCCGAGGAAGCUCUGUACCUGCUGGAGUGUGGCUCUAUUCAGCUCUUUUACAGGGAUCUGCCCAUGUCGAUCCAGGAAGCCUAUGAAAUCCUGCUGUCCCAGGAGGCCAUGAGCCUGCCACAUUACCAGGUGUUCAGCCACUUGAAGCAACUGGGUUAUAUUGUACUGAGAUUCGACCCCAGCACUGUCCUAUCUCCCUACGAGAGGCAACUGAACUUGGAAAGUCACUGCAAGAGCUCUGGGAAACACCAUCGCAAAAGGAGGAGGAGUUCCAGCCCCCGGUCGCAUGAGAAGAAACAUAAGGUAUCUGAGGACCUUCCAGAAACUGAAGGGACCUCUGAAAAAGCUGGAGAUGACUGUGGAGACUCCCACAGCCUUCCUGUGGAUGAAAAGCCCUUGUCAGAGCAGCCAAAGGAAUCAGAUACUGGCAGUGGAGAGGGCGAGUCAAGCCCAGUUCCUCUUGAUACAGGACAAAAGGACUCCCUGAGUCCCUUGAGGAGCCAGGCUGGAGACCGCAAGGAGCGCAGCACUGGUACCCGUGCACCCCGCUGGGAUUUUGCCACCAUCAUCUUGCCGAAUGUGGCCCCGGACCAGCCGUGCACACAUCUGCCCUCACCCGACAGCGGGCUCCUGCCGGAGAACGUACCAGGGAGGGAAGUUGAUGCAGCUUGCUGGCGCGCACAUAUCAAUCAGAAACAGGAGAAGCUGUCACGGAAGGAAAGGGAGCAGCGAGAGAGGGAGAGCAGGUACAAGAGCAGUGUCAAUGCUGACCGGGAGGUGAGGCGCUGCUCCAACUGGCAGGAGUACAAAGCCCUUUUGAAGCAGAGGAGCCAGCAGAGGGUUUGGAAACGACCGCCGCAUCUCUGGGACCAAGCUGUCACACCGCUCUUGCGGCCAGAGGACGCUACUUCAUCAGCUGCGCUCCUCCAGCAGAUCAGUGUGCUGCAGCCCUCCCACAUCCUGGAUGGAGCCUCCCGGCUGCAGGAGGGCACAGAGGGCUUGAAGAUUGACUUCAAUGUGUAUCAGGCAGGUGCUGUGGCCAAGUUUAAGAAGACAAACCCUGGGAAGCCAUAUGUCAGGAUGUGUGUUCGCAGCUUUGACGAGCAGAUUCCAUCCCUUCGGGCUUUGAAGCAGGUUACGUAUCAGAGUGGGGACGUCCCGGUGGUCUUUGCGCUGGUGGAUCACGGAGACGUUGCCUUUUAUUCGCUGAAGGACUUCAAGUUGCCAGUUGAUGUUAAUCACUGA
Eurypyga helias (sunbittern) is the source of this 1363-nucleotide messenger RNA. RefSeq names its product TSEN54 tRNA splicing endonuclease subunit (gene TSEN54). The transcript has 9 exons. The annotation marks the transcript as partial. The record is from RefSeq and is a predicted model, not a curated record. Gene Ontology annotation, cellular component: tRNA-intron endonuclease complex. NCBI's taxonomy places the organism in Eukaryota, Metazoa, Chordata, Aves, Eurypygiformes, Eurypygidae. Gene Ontology annotation, biological process: tRNA-type intron splice site recognition and cleavage.